AUGUCAAGAGCUAUAUCGUCAACAAGAGUAUUAAUAGAAAAUGAAAUAAUACCUGGUACCCUAAUAUACUCAAUUGAAACUGGGAAAAUUCUAGAACUACAAAAAGAAAUUUUGCAACCAGGAGAUCCAAUACUAAAAAGAUAUGAUGUCUUAUCAAUAGAUUAUAGAAAUGUUUCACCAGCAGUAGUAAUGCCAGGUUUAGUUGAUGCACAUGUACAUUUAAACGAACCAGGGCGUACAGAAUGGGAAGGAUUUGAAACGGGAACAAAAGCAGCAGCUUCCGGAGGUGUAACAACAGUAAUUGAUAUGCCAUUAAAUGCUAUACCACCAACAACAACUGUUCAAAAUUUCAAUAUUAAAAUAAAUGCAGCUAAGAAUCAAUGUUGGGUAGAUGUUGGAUUUUGGGGUGGAUUAAUUCCAACAAAUUUAUUAGAUUUAAAACCACUUAUAAAAAUGGGUGUACGAGGUUUUAAAGCUUUUAUGAUUGAAAGUGGUGUUGAAGAAUUUCCUGCUAUAACUCCCAAAACUAUAGUAGAUGCAAUGAAAAUUGUUAAAAAUGAAAAAACUUUAUUAAUGUUUCAUGCAGAAAUGCAACCAGAAGAACAUAGAGUUGAAUUUGAAUUUUCAGAAGAUGAAGAAGAACCAGAGGAAGAACAAAAUUUGGUGGUUACAGUUGAAGAUGCAUUAAUGAAUUCAAAUUUCGAUUUGGGAAUGUCUGCAUCUUUUAUUAAUAGAGCUCCUGAAAAAGUUGUUAAACUAUUAAAAAAUGAUCAUGGUGAUUAUAAACAUGAACAUGAAAAUUGUCAUUUACCUCAUAAUCAUGCAGGAUCAAUGGAUCAUAAAAUAUUAACUGAUGCUCAAGCAAGAGCUUUAGCUCAUACACCAAUAUUAGCAGGUGCAGAACCAACUUAUGGUAAAAAUGCAAUGAAAGUAAAUAAACAUGAACCAUGGGAAGAUGAUACAAAAGUUAGUACACCAUUAUUAUUAGCAGCACAAAGAGAUUCAACUUUAAAAAAUAUUGACCCAACAUCAUAUGCAUCAUUUUUAGCUUCAAGACCAGAUAAUUUUGAAACAACAGCUAUAGCAGAAAUUAUCAAUUGUUCAACAUUAAUUCCAACAGUUCCAUUACAUAUAGUUCAUUUAGCAACACAUGAAGCAAUCCCCUUGUUACGAGCUGCAAAAGCAAAAAAUUUACCAAUAACUGCAGAAACUUGUUUCCAUUAUUUAUCAUUAUGUGCAGAAAAAAUCGAAAAUUGUUCAACUCAUUUCAAAUGUUGUCCACCUAUAAGAACUGAUGAUAAUAGAAAAUUAUUAUGGAAAGCCUUGAGAAAUGAUAUAAUUUCUACGGUAGUAAGUGAUCAUUCACCAUGUACACCGGAUCUUAAAGGGUUAGAAAAAGGUGAUUUUUUUGAAGCAUGGGGUGGUAUAUCAAGUGUUGGAUUUGGAUUACCAAUAUUAUAUACAGAAGGAUUAAAAUUAAAUCCACCAAUAAGUCUUGUUGAAAUUAAUAAAUGGUGUUCUAAAAACACUGCAAAACAAGUUGGAUUAAAUCAUAAAAAAGGAACCUUCAAGGUUGGUUAUGAUGCUGAUAUAUGUGUAUUUGAUACUGAUUCACAAUUUAAAAUUGAAAACAAACAAGUUCAUUUUAAAAAUAAAUUAACUGCUUAUGAUGGUAUGGAAUUUAAAGGGAAAGUUUUAGAAACUUUAGUAAGAGGUAAAACAGUUUAUGCUUUAGGAAAAGGUCAUUCAAUUACACCUUUAGGAGAUUUAAUAUUAGAACCAAGGAAAAAUUAA
Molecule: messenger RNA, 1794 nt
Organism: Lodderomyces jiufengensis
Lineage: Eukaryota; Fungi; Ascomycota; Pichiomycetes; Serinales; Debaryomycetaceae
Gene: DAL1
Product: allantoinase
Exons: 1
Coding region: 1-1794 (597 amino acids)
Biological process (GO): purine nucleobase catabolic process
Cellular component (GO): cytoplasm
Molecular function (GO): allantoinase activity
Source: RefSeq, a predicted model, not a curated record